This is a messenger RNA of Tachyglossus aculeatus (Australian echidna), 3361 nucleotides long. It is a transcript of the gene JAKMIP1, whose product is annotated as janus kinase and microtubule interacting protein 1. Lineage: Eukaryota; Metazoa; Chordata; Mammalia; Monotremata; Tachyglossidae. The record is from RefSeq and is a predicted model, not a curated record. Gene Ontology annotation, molecular function: GABA receptor binding; microtubule binding; kinase binding. The transcript is spliced from 23 exons. The coding region runs from base 402 to 2969 and encodes 855 amino acids.
CGCUGCUGAUUUAUUUUAAUUUCCCCUCCCUCCCCUGCCCUCCUUCCAAUUUCUCUGUUUUUUAAGGGGGUCUUCAAAUCCCAUGCUGUUGGUGCUGAAGGUAUCCCUUGGCUAUUUUGCUUGCCUGUCCAUGAAGAGCGUGCUGAGCCAAUAGGGAUCGAACAGGAAGGUCAAAACCGCCCAACCGUUGCCAUUUCCACAUGCUGAGCCCUUCUGACACGGUUUCUCUCACCCACCAGAGCAGAGUUCUUCCUGACCACGAAGAGAACCAGAGGGGCAAUGUAGGCCCAGGGUCUGCAGAGGACUGUACUGAGGACCCCCUGGUCGGUUAAUGUGGCGCACAGCAGGGCGGGGCUCCGCGUUGAUUGGAGGAGCCUGAGCGGUGUCCGGCUGACCGGAGCAUGUCCAAGAAGAGCCGCGGGAAGGGCGACAAGCCCGAAACGGAGAUGGAGGCCGUCCAGUCGGCCAACGAGGAGCUGCGGACCAAGUUGACCAACAUCCAGAUUGAAUUUCAACAGGAAAAGAGCAAAGUGGGCAAGCUGAGGGAGAGGCUCCAGGAAGCGAAGCAGGAGCGGGAACAGGAGCAGCACAAGCACACGGCCUUCAUCUCGGACCUGCGGGCCAAGCUGCACGAAGAGAAGGUGAAGGAACUACAGGCCGCGCGCGAGGCCCUGAGCAGGCAGCACGAACAAGACCUGGCCCGGCUGGCCAAGAUCAAAGAUGGGGAGGUGCAGCGUCUCCAGGCCAGCCUGCAGAUGCUGCGGGACGGGGGCGCCGACAAGGUGAAGACGGCCCUGUGGAACGAGGCCCGCGAGGAGGCCAGGAGGACCUUCGACGGCGAGCGCGUCAAGCUGCAGCAGGAGAUCUUGGAACUCAAGUCCGGGAAGAAGCAGGUGGAAGAAGCCCUGGGCAACAUGGUGCAGGCCGAUAAGACCAAGGCCGCCGACCUCCGGGUGGCCUAUCAGACCCAUCAGGACGAGAUCAAUAGGAUCAAGCGGGAAUGCGAGAGGGAUAUCCGGAGGCUGAUGGACGAGAUAAAAGGAAAAGAGCGAGUGAUAUCGGCCUUGGAGAAGGACUUGGGUGUCCAGGCUGGUCAUACCCAGAAGCUACUUCUUCAGAAAGAAGCUUUGGAUGAACAACUAGUCCAAGUGAAGGAAGCGGAGCGGUACCACAGUAGCCCAAAGAAAGAGCUUCCACCCGGAAUAGGAGAUCUCUCCGAACUGAUGGGCAGCCUGGAUCAGCAUAUGGAUGAACGUGAUGUGCGGAGGUUUCAACUAAAAAUUGCUGAACUGAACGCCGUCAUACGGAAGCUGGAAGACAGAAAUACCCUUCUAGCCGAUGAAAGAAAUGAACUGGUGAAGCGCUCUCGAGAGACAGAAGUCCAGCUGAAACCUCUCGUCGAAAAAAAUAAGAGAAUGACCAAGAAGAAUGAAGACCUGCUGCAGAGCAUACAGAGGAUGGAAGAAAAAAUAAAAAAUCUUGCAAGGGAAAACGUGGAACUGAAAGAAAAGCUAGCUAACCAAGCAUCUUUAAAGCGACACACUUCCCUCAACGACCUCAGUAUUACCCGAGAUGAGCAAGAAAUCGAGUUUCUGAGGCUGCAAGUCAUAGAACAGCAGCAUGUGAUUGAUGAGCUUGCAGUGGAAAGAGAACGGUUACUGCGUUCCAAAAGACAACGGAGGAAAAGUUUGAAGCCUCCAAAGAAGCAUGUUGUGGAGACAUUUUUUGGAUUUGACGAAGAAUCCAUUGACUCAGAGACAUUAUCUGAAACGUCCUUCACAGACAGAACUCCAGCUACUCCCGAGGAAGACUUGGAAGAUAAUCCCCCCAGAGAAGAAGCUGACUUAAGGUUCUGUCAGCUGACCAGAGAAUACCAAGCAUUGCAAAGAGCGUAUGCUUUGCUUCAAGAGCAAGUGGGUGGAACACUGGAUGCAGAGAGAGAAGCCAGGACCCGGGAGCAGCUUCAGGCUGAUCUAAUUAGAUGCCAGGCAAAAAUUGAGGACUUGGAAAGGUCGCUGAUUGAAAAAGGACAGGAUUCAAAAUGGAUAGAAGAAAAGCAGUUGCUUAUUAGAACAAACCAAGAUUUGUUAGAAAAGAUAUACAAAAUGGAGGUGGAAGAGAAUCUACUGAAGAAUGAAAUACAGGAUGCAAAAGACCAGAAUGAGCUGUUAGAAUUCAGAGUACUAGAACUUGAAGAAAGAGAACGAAGGUCGCCAGCAUUUAAUCUUCAAAUAACCAGCUUCCCGGAAAACAACGGAAGUGCUCUGCAACUGUUCUGUCACCAGGAAGGAAUAAAGGAUGUGAAUAUUUCUGACCUUAUGAAGAAAUUAGAUAUCCUCGGAGAUAAUGGGAAUUUGAGAAAUGAGGAGCAGGUUGCAAUCAUCCAAGCAGGAACGGUGCUUUCCCUCUGCGAAAAGUGGUUAAAGCAGAUUGAGGGAACAGAAGCAGCGUUGACUCAGAAGAUGAUAGACCUCGAGAAUGAGAAGGACCUGUUCAGUAAACAGAAGGGCUACCUAGAAGAAGAACUGGACUACAGAAAGCAGGCUUUGGACCAAGCUUACAUGAAAAUCCAGGAUCUGGAAGCGACGCUGUACACCAGCCUGCAGCAGCAUCAGGAGGCUCCGGACGGUGGUCAGGAUGGUGACGGUGGGCGGCAGCCAGUGGAGCGGCGAGGCCGGGGGAGGCCGGACUCCCUGAGCGAGGCGCAGAGGGAGGACCUGAGGGCCGCCGUGGACAAAGUUCGCAGGCAGAUCCUCCGCCAGAGCCGCGAAUUCGACUGCCAGGUCUUGCAGGAGCGCAUGGAACUGCUGCAGCAGGCCCAGCAGAGGAUUCGAGAGCUGGAGGAUAAAAUAGAACUUCAAAAGCGCCAACUGAAAGAAAUAGAGGAAAAGCAUUCAUUCUAUGGCCUUGAUGACAUCAUUGAGCCAAGAAAUCUGGAUAUGAAAAGAGCUUAUGGUGUGAACAGCUGAGUCCUACUGCAAAUAAGCAAACCAAUAAAAAAAACCAACCCAUCCUAAAAAAAAAUUCCAAACCGAAACCAAUUUUCUGAAAAAAGAUUUGAGCAGCUUUGAAUUGCUGAAAUUUGGUCCUGAAACCAUUCUGUCAAGCUUGAAACUGCAAGACUUUAAGGCUAAUUAAGGAUUCUGUAAAAACAGCAUACAACCUGAAAAGCUUUAAUGUUUCAAACAAGGACACGUGCUUCAUAAAUGUGGAUAGAAGGUGUACCAGAAGAGAAAAAAAUCAAGUGCAAUUAUUCAGUCGUAUGAACUACACUCUACCAAACGAUUUAAAAACCCAAGAACUUUUUACCGCAUGUUUUCAACAGAUGUGAUUUGCAUUUCACAAUAGAACUCUUUGUAAA